Messenger RNA from Actinia tenebrosa (Australian red waratah sea anemone), 1008 nucleotides. Its product is annotated as centrosome-associated protein CEP250-like. NCBI's taxonomy places the organism in Eukaryota, Metazoa, Cnidaria, Anthozoa, Actiniaria, Actiniidae. The record is from RefSeq and is a predicted model, not a curated record.
AUGACCAACAAGCAACAACUGGAUCUUGGUAAUGUGGCAAGAAAUAUGUCUUCUGAUGAACAGGCAAUCAGUCUUAUCGCAAGAUUGGUAACACAACCGGCAGUGAAUUUAGAGUCUUCAGAGAUUACAAGGCAUACAGGAGAAAUCAGCGAGUUGAAAGAACAACUUGAACAAAAAGACGCCGAGAUAAUCGAGCUUCGAAAAAAUGUAAAGCAACUCGAAGAGGACAACCAUAAUCUUCUCAUAAAACUGGAAGCAAAAGACGAGGAAGUGAAGAUUUUGAAGAAACGUAUACAACUACUCGAAGAUGAAAAGAAAAUCCUUAAAGAGGAAUUGGCUGCCGUUCAUUUCAAGUUGAAGAGCAUUGAAGAAGAAAUGAAAAACAUACAACAGUCGAGGCAAGACGACGAAGAAAAGUCCUCAAAGCUGGACGAGGAAAUGAAAAUGAUUCACUACACUUUAAAAGAGAUCAAAAAAGAUUUAGCGGCGACGAAAUCUGAGAAUGAAGUCCUAAAGAAGCAGAUUCGUCAUCAGACUCGGUACGUACCCGGUGCUCUUCCACUAAUGUCUGUACAAGUGAGCGAAGAAGCGAAUGCUUCGAAAAAUCUAGGAGAAAUGUGCCUACAGAUUCAAGCUCAGCUCUACAAGAAAAUCCUUCCCGGCUACUUCACUCCCAUAAGGAGUUACAAAAUUGCAACUCUGAAAAAAGAUAUUGAGAAGCUUUCUAAAACAGUAAACGAAAAGGCUGAAGCUCUUAAACGAUGGGAAGACCUCAAAUCCACUCUACAGUUGAGGGAGGAAGAUUUUGAAGAAGCUCUUGAUGCUCUACAGGAAGGAUACAACCGAAGCCACGAUUUAAAACCACCAAACCUAAAUGUAAAAGUGCUAAAAGAAUCGGCUGAGUUAUUGGAAAGGCGAAAUAUCUUGAAGGGAUGGAUCUCUCUGGAGCGAGUCAACGGUCUGAUAGAUGUUUGGAAAAACCUCGUGGACUGUGGUGAAAAAGCCUGA